Messenger RNA from Amblyraja radiata (thorny skate), 5628 nucleotides. RefSeq names its product glucose-induced degradation protein 8 homolog. The record is from RefSeq and is a predicted model, not a curated record. Gene Ontology annotation, molecular function: protein binding. Bases 207 to 893 code for a protein of 228 amino acids. NCBI's taxonomy places the organism in Eukaryota, Metazoa, Chordata, Chondrichthyes, Rajiformes, Rajidae. The transcript is spliced from 6 exons.
AGCUUGGUUGCACCGCGGCCCGUUCAACCUAACAUCCCGUCGCACCGGCGGAAAGCUCGCGAGCUUCUGCUGGCGUCCGCUCCGCUCCGGGCCACCGACACACAAUCCUCCACAUUUCAGAUAUUUGAUUAUUUUGGAUCAAGCCGUGCUGUAAAGCAAAGUGGUUCUUGCAGAACCUAAGUAAGUAAGUGAAUUGGUGUUCCAGGAUGAGUUAUACAGAAAAGCCUGAUGAAAUUACAAAAGAUGAAUGGAUGGAAAAGCUCAAUAAUUUACAUAUACAAAGAGCUGACAUGAAUCGUCUCAUAAUGAACUAUCUAGUUACAGAAGGAUUUAAGGAAGCAGCAGAAAAAUUUCGAGUGGAAUCUGGAAUAGAGCCCAGCGUUGACUUGGACACUCUGGAUGAACGUAUUAAAAUUCGUGAGGUGAUACUGAAUGGACAGAUUCAAGAGGCCAUUGCAUUAAUCAAUAGUCUCCACCCUGAGCUGCUGGACACAAACCGUUACCUCUACUUCCACUUACAGCAACAGCAUUUGAUUGAGUUGAUUCGCCAACGUGAGACUGAAGCAGCUCUGGAGUUUGCUCAGACUCAGCUUGCUGAGCAAGGUGAGGAGAGUCGAGAGUGUCUUACUGAGAUGGAGCGUACCCUGGCACUAUUAGCUUUUGAUAAUCCAGAAGAAUCGCCAUUUGGAGAUCUGCUUAAUAUGAUGCAGAGGCAAAAGGUUUGGAGUGAAGUGAAUCAAGCUAUUUUGGAUUAUGAGAAUCGUGAAUCAACGCCCAAACUCGCCAAACUGCUAAAGCUUCUAUUAUGGGCACAGAAUGAGUUGGACCACAAGAAAGUUAAAUAUCCUAAGAUGACAGACCUCAGUAAGGGAACAAUUGAGGAACCCAAAUAAAGUCUGUAUGAUGGGAAUGAACAGGAUUGUGGAGUGUCUUCCUGUACGUUAACCGCUUAUCAGAAAGGACUGUAAUAAAUUCACUAAUAAAUGACAGAACACGUGAGAACAACUCUAUGGUUAAGAAUAAUCACAUUUAAGGCUGGGAUGAAGUCCAAAGCAUUGCCAACGCAGUACAUCAGGGAACACCACCAAAUGGUUGCUGAAGGGUCAAGGGAUUGCAAGAUUCACCCCAGUCCUAAAUUCAUUUUUUUAUGGUAACUUAUAACUUUACCAAUUCCACACGUUGGACUGAAAAUACAAAUUAUUAGGUAUUUACUUUUGCCUGCUGUACAGUGUUUCUAUUUGCAGUUUUUUUUUUUUGCUUCAUAUGCUGAUGGUUCUUAACAGUAUGUUUAUAUAUUUUCAGAACAACUUUACUAAACACUUGUCUUUUCCCUAAUUAGCCAUUUUCGAGCCAAGAUUCUUACCAAUAUCAUCAGAAAUGUUAUUGUUAAUAUGGUAUCCUACUGACUGCUGUUAAUGUUAUCUGGAGCCAGUUGUGGAUGCAGUAUGGAUACUAAGAAUGUAAUUAGUAGAAAAUAAUUAUCCAUCUUUUGUCAGUCUCAUUAAAAUUUUCCCUUGUUUAGGAAAGAGUUCAAAUGUUUGUUAAUUCUCAUUAAGUAGCCUUGUACUGAAUUAAAAUCCACAAGCUUGUAAGGCAUAGUAUUUAAACUCAACUUUGUAUAUUUUGUGGGAAUGGCUCACUUAGAAAUGAGUUGUUUGUAUAUAAUGCAGGAAAAAAAAAUAGUAUAAUGCUUUCCCAAUACUAAAGUGCUUUACACUUUGAAAUUCAACUAAUGUGCUUUUAAACAUUGUGUAUCGUGUGUGUCAAGAUUUGUUUUGUUUAAUGUUAAUUUAUCAUUGCAUAUAUUAGCAAAUACUUUGAAAAUCCACAAAUGAAAGUCAUUGACAUCUAGUUAGUUUUAUAGGUCAAUGCAGACUCUGUAUCUAAUACCUUUUUAAACAAAGAACUUCACGUACUUAUUUAAUUUUCCAGAACUUUUUAUUAUUAACUUAGAAAAAGGAAAAUUCCAUAUGCAAUCUUUUUCUGUAAAUAUUCCCUAGAUGGACUUUAAAAAUGUAACUGAGGUACAGGUAGAAAAUAUGCUGGUCUGCGAAUGAUGAAAAUAUUGUGUAAAAAAAUAAAUAAAUGAGGGCAUUUAUUUACUUUCCUCAGCCCCCCCAUUUGUUUUCAAGGUUCUAUGGCAAUAGAUUAACAGUUUGUGAGCACAUAUCUGGAGCAGUUUAGCAUAACAGUAAGAAAGUGCUACAUCACAUUAUUGGUAAACAGUUAAGAUCCAAUAAGGAAACUUAAAUUGUGAGUUUUAUUGGAAAUCUCCUCCUGAACAACUUUAACAUUUUUGUUUACUCUUACAUGUUUCCUCCUGCAAGUACAAAAAAAAAUCUACUUAACCCUGGCAAAUGCCAAUCAAAUGUGAUAACUGCCCUAUUACAGUAACUUAUUUACUACAAUACCAAAUGGCAGAUAGUGGGUCUUCAGUUACGGUUACAUAGAAGGUUCCACCAAUUCCGUUCUGAUUUUACUAUAUAAUAUAAUUCUCAUAUUUUGAUCAUAAAGUUAUCUCGGCCUAUGCAGCAAAAGUUUUUGGGAUUUCUUUUGGCACAAUGCUCUUUAAGAUGGAGCUAAAAUCCAGAAGCAUGUAUUAGCCCGAGUCCCCCAUUAUUCCCACUCCACCAUUAUCUGUCUGUGUCUCCUGAUAGGUUUUUAUUCCAAAUGAACUUCUCUGUGUAUAUAGUACUAUUUUGUAGAGAUACAAAUUCCAAAAUUACAAGUUUAAGCAUGUGCAAGUAUCUAUAAAUGGUGAAUUACUCUCUGAAGGGACUUAUCCGAGGAAAAUUAUAAGGAAUUUUGUUACCGAAUAACUCGUUGGAAUUGGCUGUGUGCAAUGUAUUGCUUAAGCAAGAAGUAUUGAGGUUGUAUCUAUUGAUCAUCUUUCCAAAAGCAAUGUUAAUGAACAUCAUUCAAAUAUCUUAGGUAGACAAAAAAGCUGGAGAAACUCAGCGGGUGAGGCAGCAUCUAUGGAGCAAAGGAAUGGACAACGUUUCGGGUCGAGACCUUUCUUAAAUAUCUUAAUCAUUUGUGCAUAAAACCAUCCAGUUUCUUCUUGAAUUUACCGACAUUAGUCUCUUCUACCUUGCUGAGCAGACAUUUCAUAUAUUCAGCAUCUUCAUUAAAGAAACAUUAUUCAUUAAUGCCUUUUUUUCAUUGAGGCCAGAAGCUGUGGAUCCAAUGGUGGGAUGGAUAAUGUGUGGGGAAAUGUACAUUUUUUAAAUAUAUAUAUUUUUAAAAAACUGGAUGGAUGAAUUUAGUUUUGUGUACCAAUUUGGUGACUGGGUUGAAGCAUAUUGUUAUAAAUCUUUAUGUUGUAGACUAUUUUGACAUACGAUCUGAACAAUUAGAAACAACAUCCUUAGAAUUAACUGGUGAGCUAAUGUUUUUUUUUUGGGGGGUGGGGGGGAGUCAUGUUUAUUUUAGUGACUAUAUUCUUCAAAGUUUAAUAGUAAAUAAAAGAUUACAAUCCACACAACCUUCUUUUGAAUUUCAUCUCCCAUAGGUAAUGAGAACUUAACUAAAAGUGUUAUUUAUAUUUACCUGGCCAAUAACUAUAAUGCUUUACCACUACAUACACUUUCUGAUGCAAGGUUAGGAUAUAAUUACAUUUCUUGACUCCAAGAUCAAUAUAGCAUUUUACUUUCUGUAAACGAUACACCGGGAUCCAUUGUAAGCCUUUCCUGUAACACUUGCACUUUCUGUGGAUGAUGUGUCUGAGCCCGAUUCCUAAGAGUCAAAGGUGUUUUAUUGUCAUACGUCCCAGAUAGAACAAUUAAAUUCUUGCUUGCAGCAGCACAACAGAAUAUGUAAACAGUACACUGCAAAGACAGUUUGUAGCUGGGCAGACGCAUUCCUUUAAAGCCACCUGGAAUUCCUCCUUAGGAGGAUAUUUAAACUCUUGGCUGUAGGUGAUUCUUUUGCAGAAGCUCAUUGAUAGCCAUGGGAGCCACAGAGAAAAUCUGAGUGGAGUUGACAUUGCAUGUUCAAUUUACUGCUGACCAAUUCUGAACGGUAAACCUUUAAGUGACAUCGGGCCUCCAAUAGAUACGCACAGUAUGGCAUUGCUGGUAAGCACCAACCUGAAACAUCUUUCAAAAAACGAUGAGUCCCUCAGUCUAUGAAGUAGCACCAACAGCUUUGCAAAUUGUCAUUUGUCCAUAUUAGGUUAACAGCAGAAAAUAUCUUUUAACUGUAUAUUGAAAUACACUUAAAAUGCCAAACAAUGUCCCCGAAAAAGAGAAAUCUUGUCUUUGAAUGGAAGACUGAAAUGUACAAAGAACCCUAUAGAUCCAGAAAAUAUCUGCAAAAAGACACUAUCGAGAUGAUAAUAAUUUGACAGCAAUUAGAUUGUGUUGUCUAUAAAGUAUACAGGUCCUGCAGUGUAGGAGAACAGUACGUUACGUGUGUGCAUAAAGUGAAAACAACUUUGAAAGAAACUUUCAUUGCACAGGCCUUGGAAAGUUUCUACAUGUCUAUUUAAGAUUGGCUGCAUCCUCCAUGUACCACAGCCCGAACCUGUCAUUUUUUAAAGAAAACAAAUUUUGCACAUUUGUCUUGAAGCUAUGUCUUAAAUAGCCCGGGUGAGCAGACGUGAUGUAUUUUCCACAUACGGUGUGGAUGGCUGAAUGUGGUAUGUAAAGGAUACUAAUUUGCUAUGUGAAUAUAAAUCUUGUGGGCAAAUCAACUUGUAUCAAAUGCAUUUUCACCAGAUUGCUGCCUGGAUUAGAGGCUUUCAGCUACAAGGAGAGAUUUGGUAGACUUGGAUUGUUUUCUCUCGAAUGUGAGGGGUUGAGGAGAAAUUUGAUAGAAGUCUAUAAAAUCACGCAAGGUGUCGACAGUCAGGAGAUUUUUCCCAAGGUGGGAUUGUCCAACACUAGAGGGAGUUUUAUGGAGAUAAGUUUUUUUUUUUACUCAGGGUGGCAGGGGUCUGGAACACGUUGCCAGCAUGGGUAAUGGUGAAGGCAAAUGUUAGCGAGACAGAGUUAAUGAUUCUGGUUUAAGAUUCCCUGUCAGAGCUGCGAAAGAGAAAACAAGUUAGUUUUCAAUUGCAGAGGUGAAGGGGGGGGGGGAUAGAUAAGCAGAUAAAAGGGAAUAUUUCUAUUGGAGUGAGGGUAAAUUGGUUAAUGCAGGUGUCAAAGGUUAUGGGGAGAAGGCAGGAGAAUGGGGUUAUGAGGGAGAUAAAUCAGGCAUGAUUGAAUGGCGGAGUAAACUUGAUGGGCCGAAUGGCCCAAUUCUACUCCAAUUCCUUAUGACCAUAUGAAUACAGCACUUCAAAGCAGAAGUGGCUGCCGUUCAGAGUACUAUUUUCAAUUAAAAUGUUAAUAACGUAGUAAUAGGAAAAUAAUCCUUGCAUUUAUCAAAAGCAGAACCAAAAUUUUAAUUUGCCAAAUUUUCCAGUUGAAUAUCUAAAUUUUAAUUCCAAAUCUGACAAAAUGUUAAGGUUGGUUCUGUAUUUCAGGAGUCUCCCACAUUUGUCAUUUCAAACCACUUUGUUUUACUUUCUAAUACAUUUAAAUACAAACACUGUAAUUGUUUGAAUAUAUGAACAAAGUUCAAAAGGCAACAUCUCGAAGUUCGACUUCUGAAUGUUAUUUUUUAAUAAAGUUAUUUCAGUGAAAA